Molecule: messenger RNA, 4014 nt
Organism: Myzus persicae (green peach aphid)
Lineage: Eukaryota; Metazoa; Arthropoda; Insecta; Hemiptera; Aphididae
Gene: Mctp
Product: multiple C2 and transmembrane domain-containing protein 1
Exons: 18
Coding region: 771-3656 (961 amino acids)
Biological process (GO): regulation of neurotransmitter secretion
Cellular component (GO): synaptic vesicle membrane
Molecular function (GO): calcium ion binding
Source: RefSeq, a predicted model, not a curated record
GGUUUCGUCGUCUGUUUUUGACUAGAACUAAAUAAUAAUUAUAAUAAUAAUUGUUAUUAUUGUUUUGAGGAUUAACAACGCUUUCAGACCACUGUAUGUGCGCCGACGAGAUGUGGCGGCAGCCCGCCGGGGUUCCGGAAAUAUUGUGAAAUCGAUAUCGAACGAUGAGCCGUUGCUUGUAUUAAUAGCCACCGUACGAAAUCGAAAUAAACGAACAUACCACCGUUCGUGGCCUAUACAGCUGCUUAGCACAAGGACGGCCGGUUUUUACGACGGCACAGCAUCGUUUGAAAUCGAUUUCAACAGCCGAUUACUAUCGAUUUGCGAAACGUUUAUGCGCCGUCUCUCGCAUUUCCAUAAUAUUGUUGUAGUAACGGCCGACAUCGACGUAUCGGUCGAGAUGAUUUUCGACGUCCGGCCACUUAAAAGUGUCUACUAGAAAGUAGAAACUCCGCGAACCACACCACUGAUGGGCUCCAGAUCGACGUUGAUUCGAGUGCGCAGACUCUAUACCGCGGGUACCUCGGUUACCUAGGUCGUGUAUUGUGCCAUAUUGCAGCACGCCAGGCGUGUUAUACUCCCGACCGGAACUGCAUCAAAUCGACGGCGUUUAAUCGGAACCGUGUGGGCCGUGUAGAAAAUAUGAUCCUGUUAUUUGUGACGACUCGCGGAUGGUUGCGAUGACCCAAGCGGAAACCACACGCACUGACUCCACGGUCCAACUCGUGUAGUAUAAUAUGCCACCUACCAUUACUGUGUUGGUGUAGUAUAUGUUACCUACCGAAAAAUAUGACAUAGCCGAAAACGUAUGCCAAGUGAAAUUCAAUACGAGAUCGUUGAGAGAACACGAUCACCACCGAUCGUCAGUACCCUGCAACGAUGAAACGGGGACCGGUGACUUGGUCCGACGCCGACCGUUGUCCAAGUCCGACUUUGACCUCAGCUAUCCCGAGGACUUGGACUACUUGUGCAAGAAGUUUGCGGCCGCAGAACGGCGGCAUGUCACGAUGGAGAGCUUCGCAUCGUCGUCGUCGCCGAGCACGCCAGGCGCCGGUCAGGGGUGCUGUCCAUCCGCAAUCAAUUCGUCUUCCUGCGCCACCGCCACCGCCCAGUCCACUAUACAGAGCAUCAACGUGGUGCAAAAGACCCAUUCCUUCUUCAAUUCCUUAAAGAAUCGGUGGUUUCCUACCGAGGAGAAAUGGGCCAAAGGGAGAAAUAAAGCACGAGGCUCUGACACUGACGAGUCACCCUCUGAAUCUCCUAUACUUGCAAGACUAGUCCGUCCAGACACUUUACAACAAACUAAGACUUCAGACUCAAAAAAUACUCAAAAUUCAAUUACUAGUGAAUUUGGAUUGACUCAGAAUUGGUUCCAGAAAGUUGUUUCACGUGACCAUCAAGUUCGGCUUCGGAGACAAAAUUCAAUAAGAUCUGAACAACAAAUAGAUUUAGCUACACCAGAAGGUCAAAAUCCAAUUCAAAAUGAAGCUUUGCUCAGAAAAUAUGACUUUUUUCAACUCAAAAUACAUUUGAAAAAGGGAAAAGAUCUCAUUGCUCGAGAUAAAAAUGGUCUCAGUGAUCCCUAUGUGAAAUUUAAGAUAGGUGGAAGACUGAUUCACAAAUCGAAAACAGUGUAUAAAAGUCUGAAUCCAACUUGGGACGAAACGUUUACACACCUACUAGAUGAUCCUUUUGAACCAAUUCAAAUAAAGGUUUUUGAUUACGAUUGGGGUCUUCAAGAUGACUUUAUGGGAGCAGCGCAGAUCACUUUGACGGCCUUAGAAUUGGGCAAACAGCACGACAUAUGUUUACAAUUACGGGAUACUCAAAAUGCUGAAUACCUUGGUGAGAUUUAUCUAGAUGUAACUUUAACACCCCAAUCCCGAGAAGAACGCGAACAGAGUCUUCAAAAGACCGGCAAAGUAGCUGAAAUAGGUAGAAAGUACAAAUGUCAAGUUUGGAGUUCAGUAGUAACUAUUGUUUUAAUUAAAGUAAAAAACUGUACAAUAGCUGAAGGUUUAUGUGACCCAUAUGUUCGUUUCAGAUUGGGAGGAGAAAAAUUCAAAAGCAAAGGUAGUAAUCGAAUUCCAACCCCUACUUGGCUGGAACAAUUUGAUUUACAUUUGUUUGACGAUCAGACUCAAGAACUAGAAAUAAAUGUGUGUGCGAAGGAACGUUCACGCGAAGAAAUAGUAGCAAGCGCCGUCAUGGACCUGAGUAAAUUGGAACGGGAAAAGACGCACAAAAUCAAAUACAAACUCAACGUCGGAGGUGGUGACGAUUGCGGAAGUGGCGGCGGUGGAGAUCAUCACCAGAAUCGCGACGCUUCCGGGAUAGGUGGUGGGGGCGUACUGUACCUGUUGCUGACCAUCAGUGGCACGUCGACGAUCGCCAUGGUGUCGGACUUGUCCAACUACGAACGCGAAAUCACUGAACAGGAACACGUCCGGCAGAAGUACUCGGCCAGCAGGACGUUUUGCGACCUGCUCGACGUGGGUGUGCUCACUGUCCGCGUGUACAAGGCCCACGGGCUCACGUCCGCCGACCUUUGCGGCAAGUCCGAUCCGUUUUGCGUGCUCGAGCUGGUCAACGCCCGGCUGCAGACGCACACGGAAUACAAAACGCUGGCGCCCACGUGGGACAAGAUAUUCACUUUCAACGUCAAAGAUAUCAACUCUGUUCUCGAAGUGACAGUUUUUGAUGAAGAUCCUGACUACAAAGUAGAGUUCCUAGGAAAAGUAGCCAUACCUUUGCUUUCUAUUAACAAUGGUGUGCAAAAAUGGUAUUCUCUCAAGGAUAAAAAGUUAUCAGGCCGGGCUAAAGGAAACAACCCAAAAAUCUUAUUGGAAAUGCGGCUCAUCUGGAACCCGAUAAGAGCGUUUAUCAGGACAUUAAAUCCAAAAGAGGAAAAAUAUAUGCAACAAGACGUCAAGUUCAAAAGACAAACACUAAUCAGAAAUGUAAUGAGGCUCAAACAGCUCGUCUUGUGGGCUAUCGAUAUUGGAAAAUACUUUGAGUACUGGGUGGAAUGGGAGUCGCCGAUUCACACCAUACUAGUAUUAAUCGGGUUCGUGGUGGCUUGUCAGUUUUUCGAACCGUAUAUGGCACCUAUUGCUUUAUUACUGGUCUUCCUCAAAUACUAUGUAGCAUAUUCGUGGGGUGCGUCUAAAUUAAUCGACGAAGACGACGAACAACAGACCGACGAAGACGACCAAGACGACCAACAGGACGACCAAGAUGACGAAAAAGCAAAGGAAGAAAAAAAAUCUCUGAAAGAGCGAGUAGCCGCUGUGCAAGAAGUCACGCAAUUAGUUCAGAACACAAUUGGAGACAUAGCUUCGUUUGGUGAAAAAAUUAAAAACCUUUUAAACUUUUCCGUACCGUUCUUAUCGUACUUGGCCAUCGUGUUGCUGAUUGCAGUUACAACAGUAUUGUAUUAUAUUCCAAUAAGAUAUCUGAUUAUGGGUUGGGGCAUCAAUAAGUUUACCAGGAAAAUUCUCCGGCCACACACAAUUCCAAACAAUGAACUUCUGGAUUUGCUUUCUAGAGUACCCGACAACGAGGAGAAGAUUUAUUACAAAGAACUAGCAACUAUCGAUAGUGUGGACGGAGGUGAUAAAUCAAAUAAAGAUUCAAGAAGAAAACAGAAGCUGUGAUUAUUUUUUACAAUUUUGCAAGGUAUUAAUUUUGGUUGUUCUUAGUCAUUAAAUAUAUGGUACACAUUAUUGCUAUUUUAUUAUCAUUAUUAUUAUUGCCUAUUGAUAAUAUGAAAACUUUUUGAUCUAAUUUCAUCAAUUUAAACUUAAUUCCUUUUUUAAAAAAUAACUGUGUGAUAUUUAGAUUUGUUAUUUUUACUUAAAAAAUGGGCUUAUAUUUUAAACAUUUUUAAUAAGUUUUCCUUACUUCAUUUUAAUCAAUAUUUUAAAAUGAUUCUGUAUUGUAUAAAGUUGAAACUGUUUUUAAACUUACUUAUUGUCUAUUGAUUUGGUCCUACACUACCAACAUUAUUAUAUA